UGAUCCUCACGUCUCAGCUUCAUCUCCCACCUGCACGGAUCACCAGAGGUCUAGAAUCGAGCAGAGUUUAAGCUCCUCAGCAGGGCCUGAAGAUCUGUGAAAACUUUUUUCUUAUUAGCUGGAUGAACAAACCCUGCAUGGAGCACAGCAGCAGCGCAGAGGAUGCCUGUAUCUCCACACAAGGAUGUGUGGAGGAUGUUAGAACCCAGGACUCGGUCAUGUAUGAAAUCCCACUGCAGAAAAAAAGGGACAAACUGCCUUUUCAGAUCUUUCCAGACCCGGUAGAGGUGGUGCUGCAUCCAGAGGGAACUCUGGGAUGUGUCCCUCAGGGGAAACAGCGUCUGCCCUCCAUCGUGGUCGAGCCGACGGACAUCAGCGAGGUGGAGAGCGGCGAGUUGCGCUGGCCUCCAGAGCAGGAAGACUCUGAGGAUGAAGACCUGUUUUUGGAGCAGUGCAUUCCACCAGCUAACAUUGCUGACUGGGGGGAGGAGGAUGAAGAUGAAUCCAUCAUCAUCAACCAUCAGCCAAGCACCUCGCUGUUGGAGCUCCAGACAGAUGAUUUCAGAGAUAACACCCCAACUCUUCUUCCUGAGAAUGCUCCUGCGCUAAACUGAACAUCCACACCACCCUCAGUGCUGCCCCUGAUCAAGAGAGUGCAUUUGGUCCAAUUUAAAGAACUUUUUGUUUAAGAAAUUUUUUAAAGCAGGACUCAAUCUGCACCCAGGCCAUGCAAUGAACAGUGCUGACUGGAACGAGGAACUAAUGCAAGCCUUCUAUGACAUCAGUUAUCCUGCUCGUGUGUCAGUAAACUGCACAUUCUGUGCCAACAGUUUUCAUUGUUGUGAGCAUCACCGCAACUUGCAUUUCCUGUUCCUCUUUCACUGACCUUUUUAAUCUGUCAUUUCUGAUGCAGAAAAUCACUUAGUCAAUUGUCUUAGUAAAUAGGAUAUAAAUAACUUGCUUGCUUUUUCCCAGACAGUAGCAAAGACAUGGUAAAAUAACUGCCACAAAAGGAACACAAGUUACAGUUGCUUAGUUUACAGUUAAGAGGGAGAUCAACCAUGCUAAUUGUAGCUAGCUAGACACGACUGACUAGCUGUUUCUGUAAAUAAUUUACAGCCCUAAUUAGGAAUUUAGCUUCAUUAAAAAGUAAAAUAAAUAAUAUUUGAACUCAAUAUAAAGACAAGAACUAGCUAAGUACCUAUGUAAGUACAUUAUAUUGGCAAAAGUUUUGGGACGUCCGGCCUUACAUGCACAUGAAUGUAAUAUGGAGUUGUCCCGCCCUUUGCAGCUAUAACUGCUUCAACUCUUCUGGGAAGGCUUUCCACAAGGUUUAGGAGUGUGUUUAUGGGAAUUUUUGACCAUUCCACUAGAAGCACAUUCGUGAGGUCAGGCACUGAUGUUGGACGAGAAGGUCUGGCUCACAGUCUCCGCUCUAAUUCAUCCCAAAGGUGUUCUAUCAGGUUGAGGUCCGGACUCCAUGUCUUUAUGGACCUUGCUUUGUGCACUGGUUGGAACAGGAAGGGGUCAUCCCCAAACUGUUCCCAUAAAGUUGGGAGCAUGAAAUUGUCCAAAAUGUCUUGGUAUGAAGCUGAAGCAUUAAGAGAUCUUUUCACUGGAACUAAGGGGCAGAGAUCAACCCCUGAAAAGCAACACCUGAAUUCAAUGAUUUGGAGGGGUGUCCCAAUACUUUUGCCAAUAUAGUGUAGCUAGGCAAAAAUGUCUGUGUGUUAAUUACCAUCAGACCAUCAGGUAAAUCAUGCAGUUUAAGAUAUAUAUGAUGCUAGUCAACUAAUAAUUGCUAGUUAAUCUGCUAAUAGCUUGCAAAAUGAUUGCUAGCUACAGUACAGUAGCAUGAUUGAGCUUCCUACAGCUGUUCCUUACACUUGGGUUUCUUUUGCUACUAUCAAUGGACAAAAAAAAAAGAAAGAAAAAGAAAUAAAUAAAUGAUCCAGCCAAAGAAUCUGUAUAAUGUGGCGUUUUUGUUUGAAAAAUA
Molecule: messenger RNA, 1996 nt
Organism: Hemibagrus wyckioides
Lineage: Eukaryota; Metazoa; Chordata; Actinopteri; Siluriformes; Bagridae
Gene: lbhl
Product: LBH regulator of WNT signaling pathway, like
Exons: 4
Coding region: 123-614 (163 amino acids)
Biological process (GO): positive regulation of DNA-templated transcription
Cellular component (GO): nucleus
Source: RefSeq, a predicted model, not a curated record